UCUCAAUUUACCUAAUUCUCAGUUUAGUUACACCGGCCUGUGGGUUUGAUAAUCGUUUUAAAAGGUUAUAUUAUCAUUCGCUCAUCUAGAAACAUGGCGAGAACCGCAGAGAAGGCAAUGACUGCUUUGAGCAGAUGGAGGGAUAUGAAAAUGCGAGAGGGCAAAAUUUUGGAUAAAAGACCAUUUUUAGCAAGUGAGUGUUCAAGUGUUCCAGAUGCAGAGAAGUGGAGAAAACAGAUAAUAAGAGAAAUUGCCAGAAAAGUUUCUCAAAUUCAAAAUCCUGGUCUUGGUGAAUUUCGAACAAGGGAUCUCAACGAUGAAAUAAACAAACUUUUACGAGAAAAAAGACAUUGGGAGAUAAGGAUAAAAGAGCUAGGUGGACCAGACCAUUUUGCCUCAUCAAAUAUUUCCAUAAGAAUCCUGAACAGGGAAGGUAAAGAAAUACCAGCUAAUCCAGGUUACAAAUAUUUUGGAGCUGCCAAAGACCUCCCAGGUGUCAGAGAAUUACUCAGUGAACAAAUCGUUCAACCGUCAAAUAGAAAAUCGAAGGGCGAAAUUUUGCGUAACAUAGACUGCCACUACUACGGUUAUUUGGACGAAGAUGACGGGCUUUUAUUGCCUCAAGAAAAGAUUGCUCAACAAAUUGCCAGGAAAGCCUUAGUACAAAAAUGGGAAGAGGAUAGAAAAACGCUGAAAAAUCAGCAGCAAGAAAGCACGCCAUCCAGUCAUACAUUGGAAAAUUUUACCGAAAAUGAAGAAAUCGAUGAAUACGAAGAUUACAUUUGCGAUACUCAGAUAUACGUUCCUACCCAAAAAGAUAUGGAGUUGGCCCUGUUGAAUAAAAGAAAACUAGAGCUUAUGAGUAAAUAUUCCCUGCAAACCAGGGGAGACAUGGAUGACGAGUGAUCAUUACUAAAUUCGACAAAAUUUAAUAUAUACUAUUAAUAUGAUUUAUUUUUUUGAUAAUUGUAUAUAAUAAUAAUUUGAUAAUAACUGAUGAAGAAAAAAGUUUCGAUUUGGCAAGUCAUUUAAUCUCAGGGAAAUUUUUUAUUUAUUAUUUUUUGAUAAAUUUUAUUUU
Molecule: messenger RNA, 1078 nt
Organism: Gordionus sp. m RMFG-2023
Lineage: Eukaryota; Metazoa; Nematomorpha; Gordioida; Chordodea; Parachordodidae
Product: pre-mRNA-splicing factor ISY1 homolog
Exons: 9
Coding region: 94-906 (270 amino acids)
Biological process (GO): generation of catalytic spliceosome for second transesterification step; mRNA 3'-splice site recognition
Cellular component (GO): post-mRNA release spliceosomal complex; Prp19 complex; post-spliceosomal complex
Source: RefSeq, a predicted model, not a curated record